Erpetoichthys calabaricus (reedfish) is the source of this 657-nucleotide messenger RNA. Its product is annotated as shieldin complex subunit 1-like. The transcript has 3 exons. The record is from RefSeq and is a predicted model, not a curated record. The coding region runs from base 38 to 649 and encodes 203 amino acids. Lineage: Eukaryota; Metazoa; Chordata; Cladistia; Polypteriformes; Polypteridae. Gene Ontology annotation, biological process: positive regulation of isotype switching; negative regulation of double-strand break repair via homologous recombination; positive regulation of double-strand break repair via nonhomologous end joining. Gene Ontology annotation, cellular component: site of double-strand break.
CGGUGUUUCCAAACGGACGGCGGGGCUCGAGAGGAUCAUGGAUAGGAAAGAAGAAAAAUCAAGCUACUCUUCAGAAAAUAGCUGCAUGCUGGAUCUCCCGAUUACAUAUGGCAUUGAAGAGUAUGGUUCCUCCAUGGACAGAGAGAAUGAAGCCACCUUGAAUUCUGUGUCACUGACUCCAGAAACAGAUGGUGACUCAGAGAAUACAAACGAAUACAAGAAGUUCGCUUGUCCCUUUCAAACCCCUUCAGAAAAAGACAACAGUUUAGGUGGUGGAUCAAAAACCCCAUGGACGUCUCAGAGUGAAGAGACACCAAGGUUGGAGAAGGACAUGGACAUUUUCUAUCACCACCUAAGUCAACCCGAACACAUGGACAGAACGUUUCAUCUCAUUUCAGAGGUGCUGACUACUAGAAUCUCUGAAAUAAAACAAAUGGAGAAGAACGAGUACUCGCUAAGAUGUUUUCAGAUGGCCUGUGUCCUCCUUCACAGUCAGGGUACCAAAAUUUUUCUGGAUCAUCUGGAGAGUCCAUAUUCCUCAGAGUCGCUGGUUAGAUCUGAACGUGUUGCAAAGUGUGUCCUGGGGCUGUCUAUGGACGUGGUGACAUAUGUACUUCAAAACCUAAACAUGACAGAAUUAAAAAAAUGAUACUUGUU